CCCAGCCGUCGGCUAAUAAUGCGACUGUUCUCGCUUGUUGGCUUAUCUGUCCCUAGACGGCUCGUCGCGAGAUCAGAAAGUCGAAGAAAAAGUGAAGUCAGAGGCUACGGGAGUCAGAACUGAUACUCGGCUAUGCUCUCUCAUCUCCUGGUCGUGCUUGGGUUGGCGCUACUGCAGGGAGCUCAGGCAGCCUGGAGGGAUCAGUCUGUGCUUGGCUCAAAUGCACUACCGACUGCACAUGUCUCCGAGCUACUACUGAACGCCUCCGAAAUCCAUCUCUCGUCGAUCACCAACACGCACGGUUACGUCGCGUUGACUCACGCCAAGUACCCCAGUCAUCAGGUUAGGGUCAAAAAGACAGACUUUUGCGAUCCGACAGUGAAUGUAUACACUGGAUAUCUCGACGUUGACGAUGGUGCCAAGCAUCUGUUCUUUACCUUCUUCGAAAGCCGACGGGAUCCUGACAAUGAUGACGUGAUGAUGUGGAUCAACGGAGGCCCGGGAUGUAGCAGCAUGAUGGGACUUCUCAUGGAACUCGGUCCCUGCCAGAUCGACAUGAAUAACUCGUCGAGCAACGGAACGGUGUGGAACCGGUAUUCCUGGAACUCCGAGGCGAACAUGUUCUUCCUCGACCAACCAGUAGGAGUCGGCUUUUCCUAUGCCGAAUUCGGCGAGACGAUCAGCACGACGGAAGACGCCGCGAAGAAUGUGCACGCGUUCAUCACCAUCUUCUUCGAGACGUUCAAGCAGUUUGCCGGCCGGCCGCUCCAUCUCUCCGGAGAGUCGUACGGGGGCCGAUACCUCCCCGUUUUCGCAAGCGAGAUCUACGACCAGAACCAGAUCGCGAAGGCGGAGAACCGGACGGUGAUCAACCUCCAGAGCGUGCUGAUCGGUAACGGGAUCACGGACAUAUCUACCCUGUAUGAAGGGCGAUACGCGAUUGAAUGCGGCACGUCGGCUUUGGAGGUGCCUUUCCAGUCUAUAAGCACCUGCGUGCGCAUGAAAACCGCGCUUCCCCGUUGUCAAGCGGCGAUGCGCACGAGCUGCAUCGACUCGUUCGACGCCAUGAACUGCGGUGCCUCCGUCGCGUUCUGCGAUUCACAGCUGAGUACGGGUUACUGGGCGAGCGGGCGCAACGUCUACGACAUCUCCAAGCCCUGCCUCGGUGAUGGGCUGUGCUACCUCGAGAACGGCGCGAUCAAAGCCUAUCUCGACCGCCCGGAGACGCGCGAGCUGCUCGGUGUCGAAACGCCCAACAACUUCUCCGCCUGCUCGCGCGACGUCGGUGCCGGCUUUGCUGCCCAUCUCGACAAAUGGGCGGUACCCACGCAAUACUACGUCGCGGGCCUGCUCGAGCGCGGCGUGCGCGUGCUGAUCUACGCGGGCACGUACGAUUGGCAGUGCAACUGGGUCGCGAACAAGCUCUGGGUCGACAAGCUCGAGUGGAGCGGGCAUGAAGAGUACGUCAAGGCGGAGUGGCGCGACUGGCGCGUCGGCGAGGACGGGGAGAAGGCGGGAGAGACCAAGAGCGCCGCGGGGGGUCUGCUCACCUUCGCGACCGUGCGCGGGGCCGGACAUAUGGUGCCGCAUGACAAGCCCGCAGAGUCGCUCGCGAUGGUGUCCCGGUGGCUCGCCGGCGCGGAUCUUUGACGAGAUCUGAAGCGUCGCGUUCGCCUUGGUAUAUGGGUCAUAGGGAAGCAUCACCGAGUCACUCUUGAUCCCGUUCCGUGGCGAUGCGCGCAAAAGGCAGUUCCAUUGUAUACUAUGAUUCACGUUCCAGUUCAUCAUGAACGUAUACAGCCAUCAUACAGCUAUGUUGACCCUGUACGGUGCCUGAUUGAUGUGUGAUGCUCGCCCCGAGUUCACCGUGUUAACUCCCCACCAUUCGCCGAAGCAUGUAACCCA
Messenger RNA from Punctularia strigosozonata HHB-11173 SS5, 1905 nucleotides. RefSeq names its product peptidase S10 serine carboxypeptidase. The record is from RefSeq and is a predicted model, not a curated record. The transcript is spliced from 13 exons. NCBI's taxonomy places the organism in Eukaryota, Fungi, Basidiomycota, Agaricomycetes, Corticiales, Punctulariaceae. Gene Ontology annotation, cellular component: fungal-type vacuole. The coding region runs from base 133 to 1650 and encodes 505 amino acids. Gene Ontology annotation, biological process: proteolysis. Gene Ontology annotation, molecular function: serine-type carboxypeptidase activity.